UUCAAAACUCAAGCUUAUAUCCCUAUUACUGUUUCUAACCUAGCAAUCAUGUCCAGUGCACACCAAAGCUUCGAUGCUGGCCUCUCCCAUGGUCAAUCUCAGAAGAAGGCAGACCAAAGUGCAGAAUCAGCGAGGCAGUCAGGAAAUGCUGCACAGAACUCAGCAACUGCAGCCAUGGACAAGGCUUCUGAAGCUGUAGACUCAUCUGGAGGGCAAGCUCAGCAACACAGGGAGGAAGCUGGUGGCUUGCUCAAACAGGCUACACAACAAGUGAAGAACAUGGCUCACGAUGCUGUGGACAGUGUGAAGCACACACUUGGAAUGGACAAGAAAAAUUGAAAAGGAAAAAAACACAUAAAAAAGAAAAAAUGGAGCCUCUCUUGUUUCUUUUAUGGAACAAUGUUGAAUAAGUGACGAAGUUUGGUUAAUUUGGAUUCUUUGACAACUGUCUUAUUAUUUGUAAAAUUGGAUCCCACUUUUUUUCCUAUUUUUUCUGCACUUUAUUAAUUUUGUCAAGACGAUGUAUUUCAAGGGAUUCAGAUUCAGAAUUUGAUGCUUUCGUUUUUUUUACUUAAAUUAUGUUUGGGGUAGCUAUCAUGGACUUUUUCUGGUCCACGAUAACAUCAAAUACGUAGAAAAUAAUGUAGGGAAAAGGUACACAAUGAUGUAAGCAACAUCAAUUAUUAUUCUAAAUAAAAGGUUCCUCAUGGUUUAA
Messenger RNA from Prosopis cineraria, 715 nucleotides. RefSeq names its product late embryogenesis abundant protein D-7-like. The record is from RefSeq and is a predicted model, not a curated record. The coding region runs from base 49 to 339 and encodes 96 amino acids. The transcript has 3 exons. Lineage: Eukaryota; Viridiplantae; Streptophyta; Magnoliopsida; Fabales; Fabaceae.